CUCACGCAGUGCCUGAGACGGCUGCCCAGCACCUGCGCAGCACGCCAUAUCACCACCGUCGGACCCGCGAGAAACCCCACCACUUCCGUCAUGGUGCGCAACAUCGUGGUCCUCGGCGGCAGCAGCCACCCGCAGCUCACCCAGCAGAUAUGCGACCACCUCGGCAUCCCCCCAGCAAAGCGGCUGCUGUCCAAGUUUGCAGUCGGCGAGACGAGGGUUGAGGUGGAGGAGUCGGUCCGCGGCAAGGACGUCUUCAUUGUGCAGAGCGGCGGAGGAAAGGUCAAUGACAACCUCAUGGAACUUUUGAUCUGCAUCUCGGCCUGCAGAACAGCCUCGGCGAAGCGCAUCACCGCCGUGCUGCCGCUCUUCCCCUACUCGCGCCAGAGCGACAUCCCGUACAACAAGACGGGCGCCCCGCUCGCAAAGGUGCCUGGUGCCAACCGCAGCCGCACCGGCACCUACUCAUUCGACAGCGUCCCGGCGACUCCGCAUCCCGCACACCCCGGUGCCACCCUCACAAAUGGCACUGCCUCGCUCGACAAGUCGCUGGAGCGACUAAAGAUGUCCGAGGAGCGCACUCCAAGCCACGGCUUAAAGCGCACCGACACGGUCGAAACGAAAAAGUCGGAUGGCUCUGACAAGGGCUCCUUCCAGGCCAACGGAGUCAACGGCACACAUGGCAACAACGGUCUUGCGAGAGCCGCCACAAUGCCUCCGCAGUUCUCGCCACAACCCGGGUACAAGCAAUGGGUUGCACAGGCCGGGACUCUGAUUGCGGACCUCCUCACCUGCGCCGGCGCAGAUCAUGUCAUUACCAUGGAUCUCCACGACCCGCAGUACCAAGGCUUCUUCGACAUACCCGUAGACAACCUCUACGGUCGCCAUCUUCUCCGGAAGUACAUCCAGUUCUCCAUCCCGAACUACCAGCAGGCCGUCAUUGUGAGCCCUGACGCUGGAGGUGCAAAGCGAGCUACGGCGAUUGCAGAUGCGCUGGGCAUGCCAUUUGCGCUUAUCCACAAGGAGCGCCGCCCUACGCAAAUCAGCGACCGUCAGAACGCGACCAUGAUGUUGGUCGGCGAAAUCCGCGACCGCACCGCGAUCCUCAUCGACGACUUGGCAGACACCUCAAAUACCAUCACACGAGCUGCGAAGCUGCUCAAGAAAGAAGGCGCAAACACUGUGUACGCGCUGAUCACACACGGCAUAUUGAGCGGCGAUGCCAUUGACCGUAUCAACGCGAGCGCUUUGGACAAGGUUGUUGUGACAAACACCGUGGACCAGACUGAGCAUAAGGCGCGGUGUCCGAAGCUGGAGGUGUUGGAAGUUGGCAAUGUCUUUGCUGAGGCGAUACGACGAGUGCAUCACGGCGAGAGCAUAAGCGUUCUGUUUGAUUACCACUGAUCAAUCUCUUUUCUUCCUCACCUCUGGGACGGUAUCUGCGAUUGGAUAGCUGAGAGCCUGGCUGUCAUUCGGUCCCUACCGAGACUCUGCGUUCCCUAUCCCUCCAUUUGCCCAGGGCCCGCGGGCUCUUAGAUCUGCAUACAAACAUCUAGAAAAGACGUUGGGGCGGGGGGUGUUUCCGAAAAAGUGGCAUUUUCCUUCAACUGUUCAUUAUCAAUGCGACAGGUUUUGUCUUGCAUGCACUGCUGAGGAG
This is a messenger RNA of Paraphaeosphaeria sporulosa, 1654 nucleotides long. RefSeq names its product phosphoribosyl pyrophosphokinase. The transcript has 7 exons. Gene Ontology annotation, biological process: 5-phosphoribose 1-diphosphate biosynthetic process; purine nucleotide biosynthetic process. Gene Ontology annotation, cellular component: cytoplasm; ribose phosphate diphosphokinase complex. NCBI's taxonomy places the organism in Eukaryota, Fungi, Ascomycota, Dothideomycetes, Pleosporales, Didymosphaeriaceae. The record is from RefSeq and is a predicted model, not a curated record. Gene Ontology annotation, molecular function: ribose phosphate diphosphokinase activity; magnesium ion binding. The coding region runs from base 91 to 1401 and encodes 436 amino acids.